This is a messenger RNA of Neoarius graeffei (lesser salmon catfish), 8124 nucleotides long. It is a transcript of the gene otog, whose product is annotated as otogelin. NCBI's taxonomy places the organism in Eukaryota, Metazoa, Chordata, Actinopteri, Siluriformes, Ariidae. Gene Ontology annotation, molecular function: protein binding; alpha-L-arabinofuranosidase activity. Gene Ontology annotation, biological process: L-arabinose metabolic process. The record is from RefSeq and is a predicted model, not a curated record. The transcript is spliced from 55 exons. The coding region runs from base 1 to 8124 and encodes 2707 amino acids. Gene Ontology annotation, cellular component: extracellular matrix.
AUGGAUGUAGUGAAAGAGAGCAGGCACACUAUGCAACACCAUGCCAGAGUCACGGUGCUUAAAUCGGGAUCUGUAUGGUUCAUCCAGAAGCUAGGGUUGGAUAUACUGGCAUCCUUUUAUGAAGCUGACACGGCUGCAGAUGGGGAGGCCUCUGCUCCACAGUUCCUUCCUGAGGCUGACACAGUGGCAGACAGGGCAGUCUGUGCUCCAGAGUUCCCUCUUGAGGCCAACACAGUGACAGAGUGGGAGGUCUUCACUCCAGAGCUCCCUCCUGAGGCUGGCACAGUGGCAGACAUGGAGAACUCCACUCCAGAGCUCUCACCAGAGGCUGACAGGCUUGCACUGGAGGCUAACAGGGUGGCCCUCACUCCAGAGCUUGCACCAGAGGCUGACAGGGUGGCCCUCAUUCUAGAGCUCACACUGGAGGGAGACAGGGCAGCUGUCAGUUCUGAGCUCAUUCCAGAGCUCACACUGGAGGCCGACAGGGCAGCUUUGCUCCAGAGCUCACACCGGAGGGCGGCUCUUGCUUCAGGCUUCAGGGAGGAUGAGAUCUUCACUUCACUGCCAGGCUUCAGGGAGGACAAUAUCAUAGUUCCACCACCAGGGUUCAGGGAAGAUGAGAUUUCACUGCCAGACUUCAAAGAAGAUGAGAUCAUUGAUCCACUGCCUGGCGUCAGGGAUGACAAGAUCGUCACUCUGCAGCCAGGCUUCAGGGAGGAUGCUGUCACUCAAACUAAGCCUUUGCCCAUCUCUGAGCCCAUGUCAGAACCCAAAUCCCUGUUGAAGACAGAGUCCAUGCCUAUGUUCAAGUCCAUGCCCAUGCUUAUGCCAGAGUCCAUGCCAAGAUCAGAGCCUAAGCCAGAGUCCAAGUACAUAUUCUUGCCUGAACCCAUGCCCAUAUUGACACCUGAGUCCUUGCCCACGUUCAAGUCAAUGCUCAUGCUGACACUAAGGUCCAUGCCCAUGCUCAAGCCCAGGUCCAUGCCCAUGCUGACACCUGAGUUCAUGCCCAUGUUCAUGUUCAUGCCCAUGUUUAUGCCUGAGUCCAUGCCAAUGUUAAAGUCUCAGCCAGAGUCCAAGUACAUGUCCUUGUCUGAACCCAUGCUCAUGUUCAAGUCCAUGCCCAUGUUGAUGCAAGGGUCCAUGCCCAUUCUGAUGCCAAGGUUUAGACCCAUGCUCAAGCCCAUAUCCACACCUGAGUCCAUGCCAAUGCUCAAACCCAUGUUCUUGUCAAAAUCCAUGCCUGAACUUCAGCCCAUAUCUGAGUCCAGGAGUACAGAUCCUUGUAUGUUUCAAUGCCUGAAUGGAGAUUAUUGUCUGUAUCCAGACGCCUGCAACUGUUCUUUCUAUCAGGCUACAGAAUCAUACUGCAAAACAAUUCCAAACACAGGCUUGGAGAGAGAGAUGACAUGUCGAUCAUGGGGGCAAUAUAACUAUGAGACGUUUGAUGGCCUUUACUACUACUUUCCUGGCAAGUGCAGCUACACACUCCUAAAAGACUGUGAGGACAACACAAAGUCAAGUGUGUUGAUACAGGUCCAUAAUGAUCCAGAAUGCGAUUCUAAUCCAUACUCCUGCAGACGAUCAUUAAGCCUCUUCUUACCACGGGAAGGCGAGCUUAGGUUACAAGCAUUCAGUGUCACACUCAGGGGUCAAAGUCUACAGCUCCCUCAUAACUUUCAUGAUAUUGAACUGGAGAGGAUCUCUGACUACAUCCUGGUCUCACAGCAUCAGGUUUUCAUGCUGGCAUGGCAAGGCCUUAGCAGCUCUAUCUAUAUUAAGAUGAGUCCAGAAUUUGUGGGUCGCACAUGCGGACUGUGUGGCAACUUCAACGCAGAUGUCCAGGACGAUCUGAAAACCAGCUACGGUGUGUUCACAGACAAUCUUGCCAUAUUUGGGAACAGUUGGAUGGAGGAGAAGCCACUGCAGCUCACAUGUCCAAUGGUGCCAUCUCUCUACCCAUUUCCUUGCUCUACACAAGAACCUCAUAAUUUGCUGAAAGUGGUGGAGGUGUGUACAUCUUUACAGAAAGAGCCAUUUAAAUCCUGCCAUGAAUUUGUCAGUCCAUAUUCAUUCAUGGCCAGCUGUUCUAAUGACCUCUGCAUGUCUGGUUCCAGUGGUGAUAUGGUUUGCCAAGCAUUCACUGAGUAUACAAGAGCAUGUGCUCAUGCUGGACACCCAUUACACAACUGGAGAGCACAUUUUCCUCUAUGUGGGAUUGAAUGCUCCACAGGACUCCUUUACAGAGAGUGCAUCACAUGUUGUCCUGUGCACUGCAAUACUGAACACAUCUGCAUUGACAGCAAACUACAGUGUUUGGAUGGCUGCUAUUGUCCAGAUGAUUUAAUCUAUGAGGAUGGAAUCUGUGUAAAACCAUCAGACUGUCCUUGUGAACAUCGGGGAAUGCUGUACCCUUCAGGACACAUGAUAAAAGAGGAGUGCAACAACUGCACAUGUGCUGGUGGUGUGUGGAACUGCACAGAGCACAGCUGCCCAGGGGAGUGCUCGGUUACAGGAGACAUGUAUUUUCAGUCUUUUGAUGGCCAUGUUUACACCUUCCCAGCUACAUGUCAGUAUGUUUUAGCCAAAAGUCGAAACCCAGGAGGGUUCAUUGUGACAAUUCAGAAUACCCCAUGUGGACCUAACCUGGAUGGGACUUGUAUUCAGUCAGUGAAUCUGGUCCUGAAUGAGGACCCCCACACUGAGGUCACGCUCAGCCACAAUGGGGAGGUGUACAUAGCAAGCCAGAUCCAUAUCGCUCUACCAUAUUCAGAUGAGAUAUUUCAGAUCCAGGAGCUGUCAUCCAUGUUUGUCCAAGUAAAGACAGUGCAGGGUUUACGGCUACAGUACAACUGGAAAGAGUUCCGGCUGUACUUGCAGCUUAGUAAACUGUGGAGGGACAACACAGUGGGGUUAUGUGGUACCUUCAAUGGCAACAUACAGGAUGACUUUCUUGCACCCUCAGGCAUGAUAGAGAGCUCUCCAAACUUGUUUGGGAAUGCUUGGCGCUUGCCAUCAGCCUGCAUGCCACGGCCCAGUUUGCCUCAGCUGGAUCCAUGUGAUACUCAUCAGCAAGCCGCAUCCUAUGCUGUGGAGAAGUGUGACGUAUUGAUGCAAGAGGUCUUUGCUGUGUGUCAUGAGCAUGUGAGUCCCAUGGCCUUCCAGCUGCAGUGCCGUGCAGAUGUGUGCAGGUGUGGAAUGCCGUGUCUCUGUUCUGCUCUUGCCCACUACAUGCGCACCUGUAGGAAGCACAAUAUCAUUAUUGAGUUUCGCACACACGUGCCUGAAUGUGCUGUGACAUGCCCACCAACGAUGGAAUAUGGCGUGUGUGUGUCAUCUUGUGAACGGCACUGCCUCUCUCUGUCACUCCCACAGUUUUGUGGAGAUGAGUGUGAGGAGGGCUGUGUGUGUCCUCAAGGGACAUACUACAGCAUGCACACACAGACCUGUGUUAAAAGGAGUGAAUGCCCAUGCUCCUUCCUGGGAGCUGAUUACUCUCCUGGAGAUGUGAUUCUGACAUCAUCAGAUAUCCAAAUUUGUCAAGAUGGAAAACUUGUCUCACAAAGCAUUAUUACUGAUAAACUGUGUCCUCCAGGGCAGGUUUAUGUUGAUUGUGGGAAUAUGGUGGAAGGACCAUCAACUAGUAAAGGUUUGGCUUGUGUCCACACUUGUGAAUCAUACCUGCUUAACCUGACCUGCUCCAGCCAUGAGCCCUGUGUGCCCGGCUGCAUCUGCCCACCAGGAUUUUUAAAGCAUGGUGAUGAAUGUUUUGAGCCUGUUGCAUGCCCAUGUUUAUGGAAGGGUAAAGAAUAUUACCCAGGGGAUAGAGUGUCCUCACCUUGCCACCAGUGUUUGUGUCAGCAUGGAUCAUUCCAGUGCAAAUUCCAUCCAUGUGCAUCAAUGUGUACUGUGUAUGGAGACCGACACUACCGUACAUUUGACGGAUUGCAAUUUGACUAUGUUGGCGACUGUAAAGUUUACCUGUUAAAGAGCUCAGCUGAUGUAACAAUGAAUGUUACAGCAGAGAAUGUGGAAUGCUUUGAAAGUGGUAUGAUCUGCAGAAAAUCCCUCCUCAUUUCCAUUGGAGAAUCCAUCAUUAUUUUUGACAGUGAAAGUGGGAAACCUAAUCCAUCCAGCGUGAUUGACAGACAAAAUGUGCAUAUCUUGAAUGUGGGCUACUUCACCAUUAUCCAUCUAAUGCAAUAUGAGAUUUCAGUGCUCUGGGACAGAAAAACCACUAUCCAUAUACAAGCUGGACCCCGGUGGCAGGGUAAAUUAUCUGGUCUGUGUGGGAAUUUUGAUCUGAAGACAGUAAAUGAAAUGAAAACCCCAGAUAACAUGGACUUAUCAACACCACAGGAGUUCGGCAACAGUUGGACAGCAGCAAAGUGUAUUAAAAGUCCUGAUACAAGGCAUCCAUGUACUUUGAAUCCAAUACGAGAACCUUUUGCCAAAAGGCAGUGUGGGAUUCUUCUCAGCGAAGUAUUCCAAGCCUGUCAUCCUGUGGUGGAUGUGACAUGGUAUUAUAUGAACUGCCUGGCAGAUACAUGCAGCUGCAGUCAUGGUGGUGACUGUGAAUGUUUCUGUACAAGUUUGGCAACAUACGCUCACAGCUGCUGCCAGCAGGGAAUUCCUAUUGAUUGGCGGUCACCCUCCCUAUGCCCAUAUGACUGUGAAUACUACAAUAAAGUUCUAGGUAAAGGUCCAUUUAGUUUGCUGACCUAUAGAGAGAAGAAUUUGCUUUUAGCAGCCAAUCGGACAAGUGGAUUGGUGUUUCUGAAGAGAGGAGUGUCCAGCAUUGAUGGUGUGGUGACUCUGUUCAUGAUAACUCCAGGACUCAGUAAAACCCGACCAUAUGAUUCUUCACUAGUAUCAUUUGAAGCAGCAGACAGGCCAAAUUAUUUCCUCCUCGCAGUGCGCAGUGGCCACUUAAGACUGCGCAAGUGGGAGGACAGCAGGGAAUUUUGUGAUGCAGCAACAUUUAUACUGCAUAGGGACACCUGGAUCACUGGAUUUGAUUCACUAGAGUCACUCAUCUGGCCUGGAUACUUUCUACACUACAUGCUGUAUAAACUGCAGUUUCUGAAAUAUAAUCACUCAGAUCGUUACCGCAGAGCCACUCUCUUCAAACUUGUUGGCAGCACUGCAGAUUACUCAGUAAGUCCUCAGUGCCAGUGGCGAUAUGAAUUUUGCAGAAGUCUGUGUUUUAGGACAUGUAGUGAUCCAGCAGCUCUGAGAUGUGUCACCAACCUAAAUGUGGAGGGAUGUCUGCCCAAGUGUCCAGCUCAUAUGGUCAUGGAUGAGAUUACUCAAAGAUGUGUCUAUCUGGAGGACUGUAUUAAGCCUCCAGUUACACUGCCAGAAUUCAGUUCAACACCUACUGCUGUAACCUCUUCAACUCUGGCAACUGUCUUCUCUAUCACACCAACUAAGACACUCCAUACCGCCAUCAGUCAUACCAAGUCAUCCCCUCCGGAACCUAGCAGUACAGCUUCCACAACUACACCAUACUCUGUGGUUGUAGAUGAGUGCACUAAGCUCAUUUGUGUGAAUGGCCAGCUGGUCUUGUUCAAUAAGUCCCAGAGCUGCCCCUAUGACUCUAGCCCUCCAAACUGUGGUCUACUUGGCUUUGCUGUGCUGGUCAAUGGAGACAAAUGCUGCCCAAAAUGGGACUGUCCAUGUCGCUGUUCAGUGUUUCCAGACAUAAAUGUUGUUACAUUUGAUGGGAAGAGUGUAGGCCUUUACAAAGCUGCAGCAUAUGUGCUGACACAACUCAUGAAUGAGACCAUCACCAUCCUGGUGCAGGAGUGCCAAAGCUCAGAGAGCACACUUGUCUGGAACUUUGCUCACUUAUGCCUGGCAGCUCUAAACAUUACCCAUGACUCCAACCAGGUGCUUAUUAAUCGCUUGCAGAGACAGGUAUAUGUCAACUCUAGGUAUGCAAAACCACUUUUAAAAAAGUAUGGGUUUGAAGUUCUAGACACAGGUAAUAUGUACCUGAUCUGGACUCCUGCUGGCUUGAAGAUCCAAUGGUUCCAUAGCACAGGCAUGAUGGUGAUUGAAACAGAUACUUACGUCAACAAGGUCUCCACCAUGGGGUUGUGUGGUUGUUGUGAUGGUAACUCACAAAAUGACUUGAUCUUACCGAAUGGUACUGUAGUGGCUGAUGGUGAAGAUCCAACUGUAUUCAUUGAUAGCUGGCAGAUUCCCAACACUACAAGUUAUGUUAGCCAGAACAGGAGGAGAAAAGUUAACUGCUCUAUUAGUGACUGCUCUGACUGCUUCAACAUGCUCAACAACCUCACAUUCACUGCCUGUCAUUCUUAUGUUCCACCAGCUACAUUUUGUGACGUAUGGGUACAAGAUGCAGAGUAUGUGAAUAACCCUUGCAUGGCUCUUGCUGCGUAUGUUGCCUCCUGCCACAAAUUCAACAUCUGUAUUGAGUGGAGAAGGCCAGACUACUGCCCAUUUGUGUGUCCUGGGAUACUGCAAUACCAGGCAUGUCUGCCUGCUUGCACAGCUCCUUCAUGUCUGAAUAAGGAGUUUGAGUAUGAUGCUGUACAGUGUUCAAGCAUGUCCGAGGGAUGCAUAUGUCCAGAGGGGACUUUACUUCAUCGACCAUAUUCUGCACUCUGCAUCUCACCUGUCAAGUGUGCCUGUACAGAUAGUUUUGGAGAACCCCAUGCCUUGGGUGAGGUUUGGAAGGCAUCAGUGAAUGGAUGCUGUAUGUAUCGAUGUGAGAGUGAUGGCAUUGUGCCUGUAGAAUUUGAAUGUGGUGACAUUCCCUAUCCAGUCUGUACACGAGCAGGCGAGAUCGUCAUGAGCCUGGCAGAUGACAACAGCUGCUGCACUGAAAGAGUCUGUGUGUGUAAUCAGAGUGCAUGUGAGACCACUUUGAUGGACUGUAAAUAUGGACAGAAGAUGGUGUCAUACUUCAGACAUGACUCAUGCUGUCCAGAGUACACCUGUGAGUGUGAUCCUGACCAGUGUGUGCUAGAUGUCCCUGUGUGCCGGGAGGAUCAGACAUUAAUUGCCACUCGCACUGAAGGAAGCUGCUGUCUGGCACACAUCUGCAUGUGUGAUAUAUGUUCAGAGGCAGUUCCAGACUGUGUAGAUGGAGAGCUGCUUACUGUAGAUACAAACAGUACUGAUCGCUGCUGCCCCACAUAUCACUGCUUGUGUGAACCAUCCAGAUGUUCAGUCAUUGAAUGUCCAGUUGGAAUGGUUGCUGUUUCCACUAUUGUUCCAGAGCAGUGCUGUCCAUCACAGGAAUGUCAAUGUGCAUGUGAGAGAAUUUCUCAGCCUAAAUGUGCCCUGGGUGAGAAUUUGCAAUUAGACAGAGCAUAUAUGGCAGACCCAGAGAAUCACUGCGGCUGCAAACGUUAUCAUUGUGUGAGAAGUGCAGUAUGUGUUGAUGGAAAGAGGGGAGUAAUGAGACCAGGACAAACUUUGAUGGAAUACAGUGCUUUGGGAGUCUGUUAUACGACAAGAUGCACAUACAUAUUCAACUCUGCCACUGGGUUCUACCUUAUAAAAGCAACCAGUAUUAACUGCACUGCACAGUGUCAUCCAAACCAGGUUUAUCUACCCCCUAAAGACCAGAGUGCCUGUUGUGGAGUCUGUAAGAAUGUAUCCUGUAUGUACCAAAAUGACAAUGGAUCUCUAGCUUUGUACAAGCCUGGGAAGAGCUGGGUGUCUGACUGCAUGCGCUAUGAAUGUACAGACACACAGUCUGGACCAGUCCUAGUGUCCUACUUCUAUAGCUGCCCCCCCUUUAAUGAAACAGAGUGCAUGAAGAUUGGAGGCACAGUAAUGACAUACAUGGAUGGAUGCUGCAAAACAUGCAAAGAGGAUGGAAAAUCAUGUCAGAAAGUCACAGUGCGGAUGACAAUAAGGAAAAAUGACUGCCGUAGCAACAGACCGGUGAACAUAGUGUCAUGUGAUGGCAAGUGCCCUUCAGCAAGUAUUUACAACUACAACAUCAACACUUAUGCACGAUUCUGUAAAUGCUGUAGGGAAAUGGGCCUUCAGCGGCGGUCUGUCCAGCUCUACUGCAGCAGCAACUCCACAUGGGUAAACUACUCAAUCCAAGAACCUACAGACUGCUCUUGCCAGUGGUCUUAA